AUGUUGUCCUAUACGAUGAAAACUUCAUUAGUGAACAGAAACACUUUAAGAUUGGUGCUUAAAAAUAAUAUCACAAAGAAACAUCUUGCAUCGACAUUAUCAACAAAAUUGUUAGUCUCAAACGGACAGAUGAGAUACGUUUCCCAAUCCAUACCUUCCAAAAAGCCUCAUGAAGUCGUUACCUUAACUUCAAACAAUUCCUCGGAACAACAUCCUGGUCAUCAAGAAGCACCAAUUUCUGAUCCAUCCAAUGCCGCUUACUUGAAAACCUUAUCCAAAAGUGAAUUGAUAUCCUUGGCUAUGAUUGGUUUUUGCAGUAUUAAUAAGCCCAUGUUGGACCUGGUCAUCAAAGUUUUCCCAUAUGUCCCAUUAUUUCUUAUCAAGCUUUUUGUUUAUAAAUUAUAUUGCGGUGGCGCUAAUUUCAAAGAAGUUGUACAAACCGGUAAAAAUUUGCAAAAAAGAGGCAUUAAUAAUAUGAUGCUUUCCUUGACUAUGGAAGAUUCAGAAGGGACCAAAAAUAUUGAUAUUAAUUAUAUUGUUGAUGAAACAAUCAGGUCUAUUAAGGAAAUUUUAGACCCUAACUUAGAACAACAAUUAGUGAAAGCCUCCAGUGUUGAAGAAAUUAAUGAUAUUCCACCAGGUUAUAUUGCUUUAAAACCCUCUGCUUUGGUAUCCAAUCCAGCACAAGUUUUGUUAAACUUCAAUAAUCCAGAGUGGAAAAGUCAAAGGGAGGAACUGAUAAAGAACUGUUCAAAGAUUACUCAAGUAGUUUAUGAUUUAAAUAAAGAACUAUCAUUGAAAUACCCUCAAAGAAAAAGUCCCUUUUUCAUUUCUGUUAUUGAUGCCGAAAAAUAUGAUCUUCAAAAAGCUGGUGUGUACGAAUUGCAAAGAAUUUUAUUUGAAAAAUUUAAUCCACAAUCCGAACCAAUGAUUUCUUGUGCUGGCACAUGGCAAUUAUAUCUAGUGGAUUCUACAAAAGAUUUACAAAAGGAGUAUGAAAGGGCCUCUAAAAAUGGUUACAAGUUAGGUGUUAAAAUUGUACGUGGUGCCUAUAUUCAUUCUGAAGCAAAAAGAUCUACUAUUAUUCAGCCAACAAAAGAGGCUACAGACUUAGUAUAUGACAAAGUUAUGAAACAAAUUAUUAAUGAUUUGUUACAAAAGGGGGAAAAAUCUACCUAUGGUCAUUUAGUCAUUGCAUCACAUAAUUAUAAAUCACAAUUGAUUGCCAGCGAAAUGUUGCACAAUAUAUCUAGUAAUAAUAGUGGUAAAUCUAAUAUUGUUUUGGGUCAAUUGUUGGGCAUGGCCGACAAUGUCACUUAUGAUUUAAUUCACAACCAUGGUGCAAAAAAUAUCAUCAAAUAUGUUCCAUGGGGUCCUCCACUAGAAACUAAAGAUUAUUUGUUGAGAAGGUUACAAGAAAACGGUGAUGCUGUUAGAGCCGAUAACGGUUGGCCUUUAGUUAAAUCUGUAUUCAAGACCUUGUUUUCCAGUUGA
Saccharomycodes ludwigii is the source of this 1494-nucleotide messenger RNA. It is a transcript of the gene PUT1, whose product is annotated as proline dehydrogenase. The transcript has a single exon. The coding region runs from base 1 to 1494 and encodes 497 amino acids. Gene Ontology annotation, molecular function: proline dehydrogenase activity; FAD binding. Lineage: Eukaryota; Fungi; Ascomycota; Saccharomycetes; Saccharomycodales; Saccharomycodaceae. The record is from RefSeq and is a predicted model, not a curated record. Gene Ontology annotation, cellular component: mitochondrion.